Molecule: messenger RNA, 1030 nt
Organism: Tilletiaria anomala UBC 951
Lineage: Eukaryota; Fungi; Basidiomycota; Exobasidiomycetes; Georgefischeriales; Tilletiariaceae
Product: putative MAS6-mitochondrial inner membrane import translocase subunit
Exons: 2
Coding region: 95-853 (252 amino acids)
Biological process (GO): protein import into mitochondrial matrix
Cellular component (GO): mitochondrial inner membrane; TIM23 mitochondrial import inner membrane translocase complex
Molecular function (GO): transmembrane protein transporter activity
Source: RefSeq, a predicted model, not a curated record
UGGUUGAUCGUUGACGUGCAACCCAUCGACGUCCACCUCUCAAGGCAUCCAUAUUUGGUUACAUUUUCAACCCGAUUGAUCCCUACGAACUAAUAUGUGGCCAUUCUCAAGCAGCGGGAGCAGCAACAACGCCGGAGGCAGCAAUGCUGCUGCACAUUCUGCUCCGGAUACAGCUUUCAACGGGGCUGCGCCGGCUGCGCAUGAUCCGGCCUCAUACCUAUCUUCGCAUUCUUUCACAAACGACUCACAAUAUGCAAGCUCAUCGUCUGGAAAUGCGGCAUAUACGAGCACACCCGCUCCAAGCACAUCGGAUAUCUUUUCCAAUCCCGCUUUGCAGCUCGAUCUAGCCAAGCUUCAUCCGAUGGCGGGGCUAGGCAAGGAUGACAUUGAAUACCUUGACAUCGUCGACGAGCAACCAUCCACCAUGGAGGGUGCACGGACAGCACUCCCUUCCAGAGGCUGGAGCGACGAUCUGUGUUACGGCACAGGUACCACCUACCUCUCGGGGCUGGCGAUUGGAGGCAUGCUAGGAGCACGGGAGGGUCUGACGCGGCCGCUGGGUGUGAACAACCCAACCACAAGGCUCAGGCUCAAUGCCGUGCUCAAUAGCAUCACACGGAGGGGGAGUUUCUUUGGCAACAGUGCAGGCGUGAUUGCUUUGAUCUACAAUAUCAUCGAUGCUUCGAUUGAUGCAGCACGAGGGAAGCACGACAUAUACGGUGCUGUUGCUGCUGGGUCCAUCAGUGGUGUCAUUUUCAAGAGCACAGCAGGCCCACGGGCGAUGCUAAUCUCAAGCGGCAUCAUGGCUGCUGCUGCCGCUACCUGGACAACAGCCAAGAAAGCGCUUGUCUAAGGCUCCUCUCUUCCAGCGCGGUACAGUGAUGGGCUUCGUGCCACGGGUGACAAGUAGAUGCAAGCAGCAGAAUGACCCGCGUAGGGCUACUCUUUACGCAUUUCAUAGAUGGACUCAAGAUGUGAUAAACUUCUUGUAUUGCUAGUUUCCCUCGCCCCCACUCUUACAGACGUUCCC